This is a messenger RNA of Brugia malayi, 567 nucleotides long. RefSeq lists its product as uncharacterized. The coding region runs from base 1 to 567 and encodes 188 amino acids. The transcript is spliced from 2 exons. Lineage: Eukaryota; Metazoa; Nematoda; Chromadorea; Rhabditida; Onchocercidae. The record is from RefSeq and is a predicted model, not a curated record.
AUGCCACGAAAAGUUCCAUCACAACUAGAAUCAAAAGUAAUUGAUACCAGCGAUAAUGGUGAUGAUUUAAUGACGGGAAUUUCAAUUUCACAAGAGAAACUGACCAAUCAUCAACCCUCAAAUGAUAAUAUGGAAAAUAUUACUAUGUACAAAUCAUCGUCAUCAUCAUCAUCAUCAUCAAAUGAUCAUCACUCACAGUCAUUCUUUUUCAACGAUGAUAUUAUCGGUCAGAAAUACGUGGAAACAGCAAAACUUCCAGGAAUGAAACAUAUUCAUGGUACAAAAAUUAUAUGGAAAAAAACGCAAAAUGUACUCGAAUUGCCAAUUCUUGGACAUUUUCAAACGUACGAGAAACGUGUCGAGCGAUCAUGUCCAAAUCCAUGGCGUCGACAUGGUGCAUUAUUAAAAAUUUAUGAAAUUGGUGGAUGGAUUUCAAAAAUGGAGAAACAACAGAUAAGUCGUCGUGAUCGAAAGUAUUUUUACGUCAAAGCUGGAAGUAAACCAUGUAAUCCACCAUUACGGCCACCGAUUAGCAUUCGAGAAAAUGAGAAGGAAAUGAAGAUGUGA